GGUCCGUCAUUUUUUCUUCUGAUUGGGUGUUCGCUUCGUAUCUCCAUCGAUUGUGUGCCCCGCACGGUCUGCAUUUCAGCUCAGUUCAGCUGCCCUUUCUUUCUUUUCUUUCUCCCUCGACUUUAUUCAAUUCUCGUGGAAUAGGCGCAAUGUCGCCAGUUAACGCGUUUCUAGAGCUUGUAUAUCAGGCCAAUUAUGGCCUUCGGUUAUUCCGUCUCUUCUGGAUUGCCUUGAUAUACUAUGGCUUCCACCGCCAUCGCUCAACGCCAGUCCAACGAGAAGCUGCUUUUUCCACGACAGAUGCAUCCAUCGUCUGCCCCUCUGUUGAUCCAGAAAGAGACUUUGUCGAUGCCCUCCGCUCUUGGCUCGCCAACAACCCAAAGCAAAUCUUCGUGGUGACUACUCCUCGCUGGUUUGACAAGGUCAGCGAGUUUGUGAAUGAAGUCAAUGACCCCCGAGUUACUGUGCACCGGGUUGAGAUUACCGGAAAGCGUCCUGGUCUUGUCGAGGGCAUCAAGCAUACCACGACGCCUGCCGUGGUUCUCCUUGACGAUGAUGUGAUUUGGUCUCCGAAUACCCUGGAAGGUCUGCUUCUUAGUCUAUCCGAAGCCCGUGACGUGGGUGGAGUCACGCCAAUUAAGAACAACAAGAACCAAAAGACCAACGCCCUUGAAGCGGUUGGCGCGAGCCGACUCGACAGAAGAAGCGUCACCAACGCCGCCAUGGCUCAGUUCUGCAACGGACAAGUCUUCGUCUGCACCGGACGAACUUCAGCCUAUCGAACGGAGAUUCUCCAGGACCCAGAAUUCACAAAAUACUUCACCGGCGAUCUGUGGAUGGGCAAACACCCCCUCCGAUCCGGCGACGACGUUGCCAUCACCUCAUGGCUGCAGCGAAAGGGAUGGAGAACUGGUUUCGUAUCCAAAGAUGACUACGCCAUCAUCUCUCGUCCGAAGCAGGCAGGUGUCCAUCUGGGUCAGGUUCUUCGUUGGCAACGCAAUCGCAUCAGACAGGUACUCCGUGACAUUGGCAAUAUCUUCUCUGAUAACCCCGGCUGGUACCGUCUACGAUGCUUCUAUUCGCUGCUCUUUCCAUCCAUGGUGGAAGAUUACCUGCUCUGUCCGGAUUUUCUGACGGUGCUGGUGCUGCUCGUUGCUCGUGGAUUGGGAUUUGCGCAGGAUUCAACUGUUAUUCCGAGUGCAUCGACACUAGUGCUGCAUUAUUUUGGGUUCAGUGCGCUGUAUGAACUGGUCUACAAUUCCUGGCACUUUUAUCACUGCCCCCAGUCACUAUGGCAGCUCCCGACUCUGGCCGUUUGGGGACAUGUUCGUGUUGGCAUUGCUUUGUAUGCUCUGUUUACAACGAGUCAGUCCAACUGGCUCACUCGAAUCGGAGCCGAUUAAGAGGUGCCCUUACAGCUCAUCAUACUAUCUUUCAUGUAUACUCAAGUCCAUAGUGAUAGAUGCAUGAAGAAGUGACAUUUAUAUACCAGAUAGUCAAGACAAGUUUAUCAAUU
Aspergillus wentii DTO 134E9 is the source of this 1516-nucleotide messenger RNA. RefSeq lists its product as uncharacterized. The record is from RefSeq and is a predicted model, not a curated record. Lineage: Eukaryota; Fungi; Ascomycota; Eurotiomycetes; Eurotiales; Aspergillaceae. The coding region runs from base 150 to 1403 and encodes 417 amino acids. The transcript is spliced from 3 exons.